AUGCGCAGGUGUCCUAUCUGCAAGCAGAAUGUGCAGCAGUUUCAUCAGGCUGUGGACGUUUGGGGCUGUUGGUUGGGCUACCGAUCCGCAUCCACGCGGGCAGAUGCCCUGGAGAGAAUGGCCGUCAUGGCGAAUCUGGGACUGCACGUCUUCCAUCCCGAGUGGCAGAACGUACGGCCAGGCGCAAUGCCCCAGGGCAGACAGUAUAGCACCACCUUCAGGAUGAUCGCUAUGAAGGUCUUCGGUCGAGACGAGGAGAUCACCCUGCCGGUCCAGACCUGCACGAAGGUCGUCGACGUGAGGGAUGCAUUGGCCCGAGCAUUGGGCCUCGAUCCAGAGAGUUUCUUGAAGGCAGGCUUGGCCAUGUUGAAUGUUCGCAAGACUACUGUAGCAAGGGGGGCAUUAGCAGGAACGGGGUCGGCAUCACUUGUCCGGAACUAUAAAGACCUGGACAUUGACGCGGGCCGCCCUUCCGUGCAGGAGGCCUGGAUCAUCGGCGACCUCCAUGGUGACAUACAGUGUGCUGAACAGUGGGUGAGAAGGACCGGCUUGGUAGACCUGGACACGUGGAUGUGGCAGGGUAGAGAACGUACAGCGCUAAUUUUCAUGGGCGAUUAUGUGGACCGGGGCCCUGAGGGCCUUCAGGUCCUCAGCUUCGUGCGGAACCUCACGUGGAGCUUUCCCAAAAAUGUGCUGGCACUUAUUGGAAAUCACGACUUGUACUUCCUCGCAGAUUCGGUCCUGCCAGAUGGUGCUGCUACUCUGAUGGGUGUGCCGGUGCGAGAUUUUACCUUUUCAUUUAUUCACCCAGAAGAGUAUCUGAACUGGGUGCCGGAGAGCGCCGUCCAGGCGGACGACACCUCCGAGAUCCUUCCAAACCUGCUGCUGGCCUUGCAGCAUGUCUACCAGAUGAGAGCCGAGCGCCAGGUGAUGAUGGUCGAGGGGCCCGGACAAAGAAGCCUUUUCGGCUGGCCCCCUUUUGUCGGUAACGACAUGCUGCGGCAACGCACCACCCAGCGCCUCAGCCAGUGGCAGCAGCACCUUGCUGAAGGGCUUCACAGUUCUGGCUUGGCCGAGUGGCUCCUCGAGCGCCCUGCGAUGGCGGUCGUAGCAGGAACGCUUUUCGUCCAUGGCGGCUUGAUGCCCGUUCGGGACGCCUCGGAGCUGGUACCUCUAGCACCAGGCAGCUUCACUUGCUUGAAUUGA
This is a messenger RNA of Symbiodinium necroappetens, 1206 nucleotides long. Lineage: Eukaryota; Dinophyceae; Suessiales; Symbiodiniaceae. The record is from the annotation of a GenBank genome assembly.